AUGUACCGUAGGGUCUGGAAUCGAACACCAGUGAUGCGGAAAUUCGAAAAAGCAGAACUUUUCUCUUCAUGUGGAGAGGUGAUUCAUGUCUAUUUCCCCGGAUACGCUCCCAAACCCAUCCAUUUUCUCAACAGAUUUGCCUUGGUUUAUAUGCGGGGAAAACGUGCAGAGAAGAAGGCGUUGAAACUCAGUGGAGUUCACAUGGGACCACUCAGUGUAGUCGUUAAGCCUUACCCGUUUCAGGCCAAAUACCUUGACCCUGAGUUUGAUUCUAUAUUGGCUGCUACUAGAGACGAAGACAAUAUGCGACAGCGCACGAUAGGAGUUAUGGGAUUUGACACUUCCCUUCCCAAGGAAGUUGUCGAGACCACGCUGUUUGAACAUUUCUCUAAAUGUGGACCUGUCCUGAAGAUCCGUUCUUAUUACGAAGACGAAGAAAGCAAAACUCUUGACCCCAAAGCCAUCGUUUAUGUUUCUGGACAAGACACAGUAGAGAAGGCGCUGCAACUUGGUGGAUGUGGUGUGAAUGGAUUCAAGAAUAUUCAUGUUUAUCUGGUUGCUGGGCCACAAAGAGUGGCACCUACUAGGAUUAUAAAGAAGGUUAAGCGGAGUAAAAUGCUGGAAUAA
Molecule: messenger RNA, 627 nt
Organism: Microthlaspi erraticum
Lineage: Eukaryota; Viridiplantae; Streptophyta; Magnoliopsida; Brassicales; Brassicaceae
Source: the annotation of a GenBank genome assembly